UAUUAAACUCAUACUUCACCUUUAGAAAUGAUCUCUUUUCUACAGAAAUUUUCUGAUGUAGGUAUCAGAAUAUUGCCCAGUAAUUUCCUGUUUAUUCAGAGACAUAGGGACUGGCCAGACCUUAAGAGCUCACCUAACUUACCUCUGUGCCUCAUGGCAGGAUUUGAUUACCACUGUCAUUCCUGGUUGAUGUUUGUAUACAGAUGAUCCAUCACAGAGUUUCUUUCAGUCCUUAGGUGCUCCACUGCCUGAAACUGAAAACUCUGAAACUCUGUCCAACUCUGAAUGCUUUCCCUGAUACCUAACCUGAAUUUCACUUGUUGUCAUCUUCUAGUCACAGGCUGAUGGGCUUGGAGAACAUGUGAAAGCUUAAGGUGUUACAUUUCUGCUCAAGUCUUCCCUUAGCUUGUUUCCUCUCUGAUACUCUUUAGGCUCUCAUAUCGUUUGCUGUGUACUGGCUUCUCUUUAUCUGCUGCAUGGCCUGCUUAAGUGCAGUAUCUGAGCUGGGCACAGCGUGUGUGAGUGGAGGCUUUAUCAGCACUGUGCAGAGUGGAAGGAUUACAUCAUGUGUCUGUAGAGGACACCGGUGUUUUGCUGGCAUCAUUUCACAAGUGCAUGGCAUUGUUUAUGUCUCUUCAGUUUAUGGCCCUCCAAACCCCCACAUCCUUUUCUGCAGAACAGAUACCUAAUCAGUUGAUUAUUUAGAGCUAGUCAUUCACAGUUGGCAAUGCCUAAUUGCAGUUGAGAACUUGCCCAUAUUGAACUGCACCCAAUCUCCACCAAUUUGUCAAGAACUUUCUUAAUUCUAGUCUUACCUUCAAAGCACACGCCUUUCCCAGCUUGUGUCAUCUGCACAUUUAAUAGGGUAGUUGCAAUCAAGGUUGCUAAAGAAUGUAAGUCAUUAGCCUUGUUCUUCUCCUUCCUGUAACUCCAUUACAUGCAGCCCCACUUUCUGCAGAGUCUUCUCUAGCCCUUGGGUCAUUUUCUGCUGCUUGUCCUGCUUGUGAGCCUGUGUUCCCCAGCCCUAUGGAUCACAACCCAAAGCUCUCAGCAUGAGGUUAGGAAGCUCACCUUGCUCUGGUCCAGGUAACUUCCCAAAAUGCCACUGAUGUUCACAUGGCUGUAUAGCAAGAGCAUUGAACAGGAUGGUAUAAAACCAUUGCAGGAAGCCUGCACAGUUUCCCAGCAACAUUUGGAUUUGAUUUUCUAGGGGAAGAACAAAUUGGGAUGUCAGCAGUGGUCCGUAGGUAGCUGGCUAUAGGUUAUUUCUUUGCAGUCGGUCAUUAAACAUUCCUGCUCUUCCAAAAUUAUUAGAGAAUUGUCAGACUAUGCUAUCUAAUUAACCCUCAAUAAAGCAAACCCAUUUCUGAGCUAAACUGUGUGCUUGUAUGGAGCCUUCCAUCCUGUGGUUAAAUCUGUAGUUCCCUUUUUCAAUGCGUGCUUGUCUAACUUAUCAUCUGCCAUCAUUUCUGAAGUACCUAUCACAUUUGUACUUGAAAGACAGCAGUUAUAAAAGAAACCCACAGGAAGAUGACCCAGAGGACGUUUGAACAAAUGGAGCUGACUCUUCACAGAACCUUCGAGCCUCGCAGGUAUCAGCCUCUUUAAGAUGGUGACAGAUCCACGUACUGGUACAUGGCUGUUCUCAUAUACCAUUUGAAGAUCAUAGCCAGCACGAUGAAAGUUUUUCUGAUCCUCCUUUGGACAGCAAACUUCAUUCAGCCAAACAUACCUCAGGCUGCAGGAGUUCAGGUUUUCCCACCUGUUAACUUCACCCUUACAGUCUCUGCAUUAGCACAAGUGCUUUUACAGUGGAAACCAAACCCUAAUCAGGAACAAAAAAACUACACUAUUAGAUAUGAUGUGAAAAUCCUAAGCCCAGUGCCUGAAGAGUAUGAUACAAAGAAGACUCACACUAUCCAAACAGCUCCACUUCACAAUGGUUUCUCGGCACACGUUCGAACGUUACUUCUCCAUAAUGACCUUCAGAUGAGGAGUGACUGGGUGAAGGAAAAUCUCCUGCCUGCACCAGGUGCUCCAGAGACAUCUGUCACCAAUUUGUCCUGUGUUACUCGCAUUAGUGUUUCUAAUACUGUUUCUCUCCAUUGCACCUGGCUUCCUGGCCAAGAAGCACCAGAAGAUACCAAAUACUUCCUAUUUUACAGGUAUGAGAUGUACACUGAAGAGUGUGAAGAUUAUAUAAAAGACAAGUGGAACAGGAAUACUGAGUGCAGAUUUUCAGUGACUCAUAUUGAUCCUGAAGAGGUUGAUAAUCUCAUUGUAAUACACAUUAACGGUUCUAGCAAGUAUGCUGCAAUCAAGCCUUUUCAGCAGCUAUUUAACCAAAAUGCCAUUGAGAAAGUGAAUGUUCCCAGAAAUGUCACUGUAUUCUUAGAGCAAAAUGAUCUCCUGGCCACAUGGGAGAAGCCAAUUUCUCCUUUCCCUAAAGAAUGCUUUGAAUAUGAAUUUUACCUCUUCAACUUGAAGUCAGGUAACAAGCAGAUACUGAAAAUACCUGUAAAUGCCUUCAGAUUACGGAUUGAUGUUACCAGCAGGUAUUCCAUACAAGUAAGAGCUAAUCAUCACAUGUGUUGUACAAGAGGUUUUUGGAGUGAUUGGAGUGAAAUUAUUUAUGUUGGGCAAAACAAACUGGAGAAUUCCACAGUCUGGAUUCUCGCUGUGCUUUGUGGGUCCACAUGCUUCACAUUCCUACUUGUUGCUAUAAUAUGCAAAACAAACCGUGUAUGGAGUAAACUCUUUCCACCAAUUCCAACACCCAGCAACAAAUUCAGAGACCCCUUCCCAAAUAACUAUCAGAGAGCACAUACCUGCACCAGUGAGACAGAGACCGAAUUCAGUAGCUUUGCUGAAGAUCUCUACUGCAAUGCCCUUGAUGACCCUGUCUUCUGACAGUCUGCAGGGCUGGUGAGGCUGGUGGCCCUGGCACGUCGCUGGAGUGGGCUUCAUGUCACCUUUGCUGCAGCGAUGUUUCCUGCAGGACAGGAGGACUUGCUUCCACAAGGUGCCUUGCGUCAUGAUAAGCUACUCAACAAAAUGUCCCAGUUUGUACAGUCUGCACAACAAAGUAGGCAUUUGUAAUAUCUUGGUUUCCCUGGGGCUUAAGCAUCCCCAGCUUUUGGCUGUGUGAAGCUGGUGGGUGCUGCGAGACCCCGACCAGUAUGAAAUGAGAGCUUCACUUGUGUUCCUCACACUCCUUUCUGAAUGAGGGAAUGUCUCUGGAGUGGUGGGCUCUGCAAGAGCGGCUGUCUGCCUCCCUGGCUUCUCACUCAUCUUCAGUCCAAGGCUCCUUUGCAGGCUCUUGCCUUUGACAUGAGCUGGCAGCAUCUACAAAAGGACAAGAAGAGAUCGUUUGUUCUUCCUGGCACAAGAGGUUAAAGCUUAAGGGGAGAAAAAAAAAAGAAACAGAAAACAAAAAAGGCACCGACUGCAAAACUUCCUGAAUUGCACCUACAAAACAAUACACAGCCUGAGAGUGCAGAGUUUUCAACUGUACAGCAAUAAGGAAAUGUGCCAAGGACUUCUCGGUGCUCUUAAAGAGGCUGAGCUGCAAGGAGCUGGGCUUCUCCUUCAUGCACAGCUUCAGCUGCUUUCAGGUGAUUUUGAAAAUCUAAACCCAGUAUUGGAACUGGUUUUCUUCACUGCUUUUCCGUCUUCAGUGAACAGGGUUUGGACAGUGUCAGUUUCUGUUGGUGGUUUGUUUACUUACCUUGUGUCCUCCACUGAGUGAGUUACCAAAUAAACCUUCUGCCUCAAACCUCUGGAACAGCUCAGGCUUCAACCUUUUUGGCUGUGGACCACAAAGCUCUCUUCUUCUUGAGAAGUCCCUGCUACUUUCAAGCAACCUCCUGCCUCUUGAGCUGGGGCAGUGGUGAGGUUUAACACAUUAACAAAUUAAAAAGAGAAAGAUUUGACCCAGCAAGUAAAUUGUUUGGGAAAGUGCCUAAGGUAAUGGAGUUCCUAGGUACUACAGACUAGAAAUAAUGAAUGAGCCAGCUCUCAUCUGGGUGAAAUAGCAUGGCUCCAUCAAAAUUAAUGUAGCUCAUUAAUAGAACAAUGUUUGUGCCUCAGACGUCUCUCCUGUAUUAUGAUUUUAAUGGAUUUGGGGAGCCCAGCUUUAACAAUCUAAAAUCAGAAUUUCAUUAGUAAAAUCCUAAAAAAUGAGACUAAAGAGAAUUCAUUUACUGUGAUGUAUUUUAUGUCAUGCCUUCAAGUGGCCUAAUAAAUAAGAUUUCUAAAUAUAA
Molecule: messenger RNA, 4262 nt
Organism: Pezoporus occidentalis (night parrot)
Lineage: Eukaryota; Metazoa; Chordata; Aves; Psittaciformes; Psittacidae
Gene: IL5RA
Product: interleukin 5 receptor subunit alpha
Exons: 11
Coding region: 1636-2910 (424 amino acids)
Biological process (GO): cytokine-mediated signaling pathway
Cellular component (GO): external side of plasma membrane; membrane; signaling receptor complex
Molecular function (GO): cytokine binding; cytokine receptor activity
Source: RefSeq, a predicted model, not a curated record